Meloidogyne enterolobii is the source of this 576-nucleotide messenger RNA. Lineage: Eukaryota; Metazoa; Nematoda; Chromadorea; Rhabditida; Meloidogynidae. The record is from the annotation of a GenBank genome assembly.
AUGACACCAACAAGUGAACAACAAAUUUUACUAUAUGAUGUUCAAAAAGAUAGUCGUUGGAUAAUUUAUUGGUUACCUGUAUCUUCAACUUUUGGUGUUACUAAUUUUAAUGGAUUGGUCUAUGAAAUUAAUCUUGAUGUUCAAGAGAGAAGGAAAUUAAUGGGAAAUAUUGCUGAAAGUUUGUUGAAGAAUAAAUGGAGUAACAUCUUUAAAAGCAAAUCUUUUGUCAUUGAAAAAUAUGACGAUGAAUCAGCACUUUUAACUUAUGUGACUCGACCGGUUGAAUUGCCUCGUAUUGUGGAUAAGGACAAAAUUAUGGAAUCGAAUAAAAAUUUGUUUUUUGGUGUUUAUUCGAUGUUACGAGAUUAUCAACAAAAUCUGCCAUCAGAUAAGGGCAUUAAACCUCCAUCUAAUGCUCCUCCAGUGAAGAAAGGUAAAUGGAAUCAACCAAAAACUAGAAACAAACGUAAACCGGGAGAUUAUAUUGUUACUGGGCCAAUAUCGUUUGAUAAAGAAGGAGGGGAAAAUAAUAGUAAUUGUGUUGAGAAUGAAGGAGAAAAUUGUAGCGAAAAUUAG